Molecule: messenger RNA, 2182 nt
Organism: Caretta caretta (loggerhead turtle)
Lineage: Eukaryota; Metazoa; Chordata; Testudines; Cheloniidae
Gene: SLC24A5
Product: solute carrier family 24 member 5
Biological process (GO): intracellular calcium ion homeostasis; melanocyte differentiation; calcium ion transmembrane transport
Cellular component (GO): trans-Golgi network; membrane
Molecular function (GO): calcium, potassium:sodium antiporter activity; calcium channel activity
Source: RefSeq, a predicted model, not a curated record
UGGGAGAAGCGGGGGGAGCUUGGCGAUGGGGGCGGAGGGGAGCCCUAGCUAUGGCUUGUAUCUACCGCUGGCAGCCGCAGCCUGGGCUAAGGGGACUCCAGCCCGAGUCCUGGCUCCUUGCCGAACCGUGGGGCGAGGAGCAGCCACCCCGCGGGACUAGCGAGGCCCCGAAACUCAGCCGCACCUCCCAGCGGCACCCCAGCGUGGUGCGCCUCCCGCUCGGCCCCGGACGGGCAGCCUGAGGUCCGGGGCGCCAGCAGCCGGGAGAGCGAGCCCGGGUCGGGCGGCUUCGGGGCCGGAGCUGCAGCAGGAGGCGAGCUCCUCACCCCCUGCCUCCGCGCCGCUGCGCGCCCAGGGGAAGCGGCCAAAACCGCCCCCUCACAUGAUCCCGCCGGCCCCUAAUCCCCUCUGCGCCUCCCCGGCGGCUCAGUGCGAGGUUGAGGCCGGCGCGAUGAAGGGAGGCUGCGGCCAGGGCUGGAGGCACCGGGCAAGAGGAGGCCGGGCAGCCUCCGUCCUGCUGCUCCUGGGGGCUCUGGCCGCCUUUCACCUUCCUCGCAGGGGCGCUGCCGCCCAGCGGCUCCGCGGGGACACAGAAAAUAAAACACAAUGUAUUCCCUCUUCCUCAUCGGAAUUUCCUGACGCAUUUUUUACACAACAGGAGAGAGAAGAUGGGGGGAUCAUUAUCUAUUUCAUAAUUAUCCUUUACAUGUUUAUGGCUGUAUCCAUUGUGUGUGAUGAUUACUUCCUUCCUUCUCUAGAGAUCAUUAGUGAAUCCCUUGACCUGUCUCAGGAUGUUGCUGGAGCAACUUUUAUGGCAGCUGGUAGCUCUGCUCCUGAAUUGGUCACUGCUUUUCUAGGGGUAUUCGUGACAAAGGGAGACAUUGGAGUUAGCACCAUCCUUGGAUCUGCAAUCUAUAACCUUCUCGGUAUCUGUGCAGCUUGUGGGUUGUUAUCUAGUGUGGUUUCGAGGCUGUCUUGUUGGCCACUGUUUAGAGACUGUUUGGCAUAUGCAAUUAGUGCCGCAGCAGUCCUUGCAAUGAUAUUUGACAGCAGAAUUUACUGGUAUGAAGGUGCUUCCCUGCUGCUGAUUUAUGGGUUAUAUAUUCUGGUGCUGUGUUUUGAUAUUAAAAUCAAUCAAUAUAUUAUGAAGAAGUUUAGUCCCUGCUGUACUUGUUUUGCAAAAGCUAUGGAAGAAAACACUGAACAGCAGCCAUUAAUUGGCUGGAAGGAAGAAUGUGAACCACUAAUUUGUCGACAAUCAAGAACUGAUAGUGGAAUUUUUCAUGACGAAUCAGACUACUCACAGCUUUCUAUAAGUUUACUUGGGCUUGAUGAAAUUUCUGAAGAUCCUCCAAGUGUCUUCACUAUCCCUGAAGCAGAUUUAAAAAGAAUUCUCUGGGUGUUAUCUCUUCCUAUUAUUACACUACUCUAUUUGACCAUACCAGACUGCAGAAGACAGUUUUGGAAAAACUGGUUCAUGGUGACAUUUUUCAUGUCAGCUGUGUGGAUUUCUGCAUUUACAUAUGUCCUUGUAUGGAUGGUAACAAUAGUUGGUGAUACGCUGGCAAUUCCAGAAACAGUAAUGGGUCUUACAUUACUAGCAGCAGGGACAAGCAUACCAGACACAGUUGCAAGUGUACUGGUGGCUAGGAAAGGGAAAGGAGAUAUGGCUAUGUCUAACAUUGUAGGAUCCAAUGUAUUCGAUAUGCUGUGUUUGGGAGUACCUUGGUUUAUAAAAACUGCCUUCAUAGAUACAUCAGCACCCGUGGAAGUGAAUAGCAGUGGUUUGACUUACACAGCUAUUUCUCUUAUUUGUUCCAUUAUUUUUAUUUUUCUGGCAGUUCACCUAAAUGGCUGGAAGUUAGAUAAGAAACUGGGAGCAGUCUGUCUAGUAAUGUACUUAGCAUUUGCUGUAUUGUCAAUUUUAUAUGAACUUGGGAUCAUAGGGAACAAUCCUGUAAAGGUCUGUGGUGGCAAGUUUUAGCCAGUGACUGUACUGAGGAAGACACAAAACAAUGAGAGAGGAUCAAUUUCUUCAUUUAGUCAAAUAAAAAAAAUCCAAAACUCCCUUUGGGCUCUAAAACUUAUUUACAGAAGUUCUAAAUCAUGGCAUAAAAGUAAUCUUAAAAAUAAAACAACAUCACAGCCUAAUUGGAGCCCUUUCUUUUAGAGUCAAGAAUUA